Drosophila bipectinata is the source of this 1399-nucleotide messenger RNA. The record is from RefSeq and is a predicted model, not a curated record. NCBI's taxonomy places the organism in Eukaryota, Metazoa, Arthropoda, Insecta, Diptera, Drosophilidae.
AGAAUAAAUAUUUUCGACGUCCCUGCUGUCGAGUUUUGUUUUUGGCGGAGGAGAAAUCAGAAAUUACGGGCAACCGCAGUGGCUAACAAAUUCUCAGUGCUAUCGAGCCGACGACUACAUUUCUGAACCUCACUUGUUUCUGACUCCGAUUCCGAACCGGAUCGAAUUGUGCGGCGUGUGUCAAACAUAAAAUAUCACAAAAUUUUUUUUUCUGUGAGAACAAACGACGACUGGCAGCGGCCGCCUGGCAAAGAUCUCCUCAAGAAAAAAAAAAAUCCAAACAAAAUAAUACAAAAAAAAGCUAAAAGCCAAAAGAAGAAUAAAAAAGUGAAAUUGCCUUUUGCGGCAUCUCGGCACUUCACUGACACACAAAUUGCAGUACAGCGAAGAAUUUUCGUCAAACAAAAACAACAAGAAAAAAACACAAAAAAAAAACGUAUAAAAUACGGAAAAUAGAAUAGUAACCCGCUGUGUUUGUGUGCGUUUUGUGCGUGCGUGUUGUUGUGAGUGGUGUGCGUGUGUGUAGUUGUUGCGCCAAAAAAAAAAAAAAAAACGUUCCAAUCGGAAUUCUGGCCUGCAAACGGAACAGCUGGCCACAAGAACAACUGAAAGAGACAACAAUAAAAACAACAACAAAAACGCGGCCAAGAACUUUUUGUUUUUUUUUUUUUAGCUGCUAAAAAAUGGGCGAUUUUGAUCUAAACGUGGACAGUCUCAUACAGAGGCUGCUGGAAAACUUCAAAAAGCAAAAAGAGGCCGAAGAGCACGCCCAGAAGCUGCUCAUUGCCCAGCAAUUGGCUGCUGCCGGUGGUGCUGCUGCUGCGGUGGCUGCCGCAUCCGUUGCCGUCAACGCCUCAUCACCCACAGCCAGUAGUUCUGGUUCAGGAUUUAAUCCAAGUUUCGGUUCUGGUUCUGGUUCUGGUUCAAUAUCGAUAUCGGGUUCGGGAUCUAAUGAUCCCUUGGACGAUCUCACCGAACAGCAGCGACGUCUGUUGCAACAAUACUCGAUAUCGCCGCCCAGCGAGACGAUGAUAUCCGCCGACGGUGACCAGAUCACGGUCCAUCAUCCGCGCGAGGAGCCCAAGAAAUCCAGAUUGAAAUUGCGCGACUUUUUCGUCGCCGAGUUUGGUAUUAAAAUCUAAAAAAAGUUUAAAAAUUCUCAUUGAAUAUUCAUCUCGCUCGCCCAUGUAGUGAAGUGUCUUGUUUGUGUCCUUAAUGCCAUCACGCCAGAAGACUAGGACAUCUGGCGCUUGUUUGUCUCUCCCAGUAGCCAGUAGCUUGCCAAGCACUAAAAUCCACCAAUAUCCUUACCAAGCAAGUCUAUCUGAUGAUCACAUUCCCAUAAGCCAGAGCCCCAGAUGUUAUGAAGUAUUGUAGUUUAUUGUCUUUUUGGCUGAUU